Messenger RNA from Suillus paluster, 1440 nucleotides. RefSeq names its product MFS general substrate transporter. Gene Ontology annotation, biological process: transmembrane transport. Gene Ontology annotation, cellular component: membrane. The transcript is spliced from 11 exons. Gene Ontology annotation, molecular function: transmembrane transporter activity. The coding region runs from base 1 to 1440 and encodes 479 amino acids. The record is from RefSeq and is a predicted model, not a curated record. NCBI's taxonomy places the organism in Eukaryota, Fungi, Basidiomycota, Agaricomycetes, Boletales, Suillaceae.
AUGUCAGAUCGUCCGCUGCUUGUAGUAGGCAACUACAAUCCCUACUACGGUGCCUCUGGCAGAAGCAGUAAUGGUCCAACACUUCCUGACAAAAGUGAUGAGCAGAUUAGAUCAAUCGUGGAGAAGAGGCUUCUCCGUAAGUUGGACCUUCGAGUAGCCUUUCUAGUUCUGGUUUACAUUAUGAACUAUAUGGACCGCACUAAUGCAGCUGCAGCGAGGCUGCGUGGUUUUGAGGAGGACCUCGGCAUGACGGGGAGUCAGUUUAAUACACUCAUGAGCAUCCUGUACGUGGGGUAUUUUUUGACGCAAGUUCCCUCCAACAUGUUCUUAGAUCGCAUGAAAAGGCCAUCACUGUACCUCUCAAGUUGCAUGGCAAUAUGGGGUGCUCUCACCGUGUUUAUUGGUACGUAUCAUACUGUUCUUAUCUUGCGCUUCUUCAUUGGAUUUGUAGAGGCGGCGUUCUAUCCCGGAGCUGUAUUCCUUCUUUCGCGAUGGUACAAGCGCAACGAGCUAGGGUUACGCACAGCACUUCUUGCUUGCGGCAGCUCAGUCAGUAAUGCUUUUAGUACCCUUAUGGCGUCAGGAAUCUUGGCAGGCCUAGAUGGCACACUAGGCUUUACGGGUUGGAGAUGGCUCUUCUUUGUGGAAGGCACUUUAACCAUCGUGAUCGCAUCGUCUGCAAUCUGGAUUUUACCAGAUUUUCCGUCAACGCCGAGCGUCUGGCUUUCGCCCGACGAACAAACCUUGGCCAAACAACGGAUGGAGGAAGAAGUUGCGGCCGCAAGCCCGCAGAGGGAUUUUCUGGUCUUCGCUGAGGCUCUAAUGGAUUGGAGGGUAUGGUGGCUUGGUGCUGCUCUUGCCUUGAUGGUCGCUUCUUUAUCAUUCGGCAACUUUUUCCCCACACUAUCAGCUACCAUGGGUUACAACACCACUAUUAGCCUCUUACUCUGCGCACCUCCGUGGAUUUUGGGAACUGCAACUUCAUUUAUUGUGGCCAGGCACUCCGACGCAACUGGUGAUCGCUUCUGGCAUAUCACAGGCCCUCUACUUGUCGGUAUCAUUGGGUUUAUGAUUGCCAUUUCUACUAUGAAUACGGCGAUUCGAUAUUUGUCGUUAUUCUUUAUGACUCAGGCCCAAGUGGCCUUUGUUAUCUCUUUGACCUGGGCCAUGAAUACCUUGUCCCAAUCACAGUCGAAACGCGCUGCAGCCGUCGCACUAAUAAACUCGAUGGGAUCAAUUGGCAACAUUGGUUCAUCGUACUUCUGGCCGUCUAGUUGGGGGCCUUCAUACGUGAACUCAUAUCUCAUUUGCAUCUUGACAAGCGUCAUGUCUAUUGCGAUGUGCUGGGUAUUUAGGGAACACCUUUCGCGGUGUAAUGAAGCUGCUGCAGCCAAAGAGCGAGCUCUAGGGCUGCCUGAGGGAUUUAGAUAUCUCCUGUAG